AUGCCUGCUAUGCUAGCAAUGAAAUCAGAGCUUGAUAGCAGUGGUCAAAGUCACUUAUACAAGUAUUGGGAUAAAUUGUCUCCUGGAGAAAAGGAGCAUUACCUUGGAGAACUGCUAACCCUUAAUCUAGAUCGGAUAAAUUCUGCAUACAAGCUGAAAGGAAAUUCCCAGUUUGUUGAUGAACGGCUCAUGUGUCCUGAUCCGUCGAUUUGUGGCCAUGAGGUCUCUCUCCGUACUUCGCAUCCUGAAGAAUAUGAUUUAUACAUAGAUAAAGGUAUUGGGGCGAUUUCUGAACGAAAAGUUGGGGUUGUUCUUUUGGCUGGUGGUCAGGGAACCCGACUUGGUUCGAGCAAUCCCAAGGGAAUGUAUGAUAUUGGACUUCCGUCACGAAGGAGUCUUUAUCAAAUUCAAGCAGAGCGUUUACUGGGCCUAUGUCGGCAGGUUUCGGUCAAAUUCGGCCAAGAAAUAUAUAUUCCCUGGUAUAUAAUGACGUCUGAUCACACUCGAAAACUUACAGAAAAAUUUUUUGAUGAAAACGGCUAUUUUGGUUACAGUCGUGAUCAUAUCAUUUUCUUUGAGCAACUUAACUUUCCAGCCUUGGACUUAAAUGGCAAAAUUCUUAUGAAAGAUAAGGCAUCUCUCUGUUGGUCUCCAGAGGGUAAUGGAGGCCUCUACCGAGCCCUUUCGGAGCGAGGAAUACUGCAGAAUAUGAAAACGCAGGGCAUUCAAUAUGUUCACAUCUAUGGAGUGGAUAACGUACUCAUCCAAAUGGCUGACCCAGCAUUCAUUGGCUUUUGUAUCGCAAGGAAUGCUGAUUGUGCAGUUAAGGUGGUCGAGAAAACCGACCCAAACGAACCCAUUGGUGUCGUUGGUAUGGUGGAUGGAAAACCUCGGGUAGUUGAAUACUCAGAAAUUUCUCCAUCCACGGCUGCGUUGAUGCUGCCCGUGCCACCGUGCCAUAUGGGCCAAUGCAAGGACGGAAGGGAUGGUCACUUGAAUUCAGUGAAGUCUCGCUUGCUCUACUCCCUGGGGAAUAUUUGCAACCACUUCAUGACCACUGACUUUCUGGAACAUGUUUGCGAUCCAAAACAGGAGGCCAUUUUGCCAUACCAUAUCGCGUACAAGAAGGUGACUUAUCUCGAUACGAGAACAGAUUGCUCAAUCAUGCCGACUCAGCCGAAUGCUCUCAAAUUAGAGAAAUUCAUUUUUGACGUGUUUCAAUUCUCAAAGCGCUUCUUCAUUUGGGAGGUUGAUCGAGCAACCGAGUUCUCGCCCCUAAAGAACGGUCCUGAGGCGCAAAAAGACUGCCCAAAGACAUGUCGUAAAUCCAUUCUUGACAUGCAUGCAUCGUGGGCCAAGGCGGCUGGCGCUGUAUUUACCGAUGACGCUCAGGAUGUCAUAGAGAUUUCUCCGCUGGUCAGCCUAAGAGGAGAGCUUUCUAUUGAGAAUGAGAGGUUCAACCUUCAAUUCCUUAAACAACGAGUAAAAGAUAUAUUCUAUCACAGUUAUGAUAACUAUAUGCGUCAUGCAUAUCCCUAUGAUGAACUGCGUCCGAUUUCUUGCGAUGGUCAUGACACUUGGGCAAGUGAAGUGGUUGGAGGGCUCCUUGCGGCGCAUUUGCUUGCUAAAAGGGCUGGAAUGGAUCUGGAACCUGGUUGGCCCUGUCAUGGCAGGUUGCUUUCUCUAGCCGAGCGUUUUGCAAGCAAACUCCUUCCUGCUUUCAACACCCCCACUGGGAUGCCAUAUGGUACCAUUAACUUAGCUCUUGGUGGAGUUCCUCCGAACGAAACUCCUGUUACUUGUGUUGCGACAGUUGGUACACUGAUUCUUGAAUUUGGUGCUCUUUCGAGAUUAACUGGUGAUCCUCGUUAUGAACAAGCAGCAAUGAAGGCUCUACGUGCCCUGUGGACAUUUAGGUCUUCAUUGGGACUUGUGGGAAACCAUAUCAACGUGCGCACUGGUACAUGGGUGGGGAAGGAGGCCACCAUUGGUUCUGGUGUGGAUUCAUAUUUUGAAUACCUCCUUAAGGGGUCCAUACUCUUUCGCCUCCCUGAACUUGAUGCAAUGUUUCGUGAAUAUCGUAGCGCAAUCAAGAAAUAUCUGAAAUUCGGGGGUUGGCAUGUCAUGGCCACCAUGGAUGCAGGAUCUGUAACCAGCGCUGUUUACCAAAGCUUGGAAUCGUUUUGGCCUGGCGUAUUGGCCAUGGCAGGUGAUAUUGAGGAGGCAAAGGAAUUGCUAAUUACUUACCACUCAGUCUGGAGAAGAUAUGGAUUUUUGCCUGAAAUGUUUGAUGUCCCGUCCAACAAACCGAUUGGUAGACAGAGCGUCUAUCCUCUUCGCCCUGAGUUUAUCGAGUCAGUAUUACAUCUGUACCUCGCCACAAAAGACCCUUACUUGCUAGAAAUGGGUGUUAAUGUUCUGACGUCCAUCGAGAGAGAUGCGAAGACACCGUGUGGAUUUGCUACGAUUCAUGAUGUCCAGACGCACACCAAAGAGAACAGAAUGGAAACUUUCUUCCUAUCGGAGACUGUAAAAUAUCUGUACCUUUUAUUCGAUGAGGACAACUUCUUACAUCGUACCCCCCUAUCUUCGGCUGACACGUUCCAAGCUGGAGAUGCCGAUGACUAUUGUACAGGUGGUAUGGGCUAUAUUUUCAAUUCCGAGGCUCAUCCACUUGACAGUGGUCUCAUUCAUUGCUGCUCUAUCCAACAUCUGCAAGAAUUGGAGGAGAUAAGCAGUGAGGAGUCCCUUCCUGUUGAUUUGGGCUUGCACAGAGAUCUUGGAACUCUCGUGAACAUAUCCACCUCCUUAAAUUCAUUGACGCAUGCCAUCCUUAGUGAGUUGGAUGUAACUUUUGAAGAAAUUUUGUCCCCAAGUGUCACGUGGACGGAGAAUCAGAAUACCAGUAAAGAAAUUGACACUUGGGUGGAAAAGUUGUGGAAAGAAAUGAGUGGAGCAGUUCUACUCUCAGGUGCCAUUCAAGACAAUGCCUCCACACCACCAAACUACGUUCCUCCAGAUAUGCUUCGAAAAUCCACGACGCCACUAAUGAGCUGCCCAACCGUGCCCUUCCACGUUCGUCUUAAUACAAUGCGAGACCUAGAUUACCGAAACCUCAAUUAA
Hydatigera taeniaeformis is the source of this 3123-nucleotide messenger RNA. The record is from the annotation of a GenBank genome assembly. NCBI's taxonomy places the organism in Eukaryota, Metazoa, Platyhelminthes, Cestoda, Cyclophyllidea, Taeniidae.